AAUGAGAAAAUAACAAUAUCAUUAGCCAAGCCUUAUGCACUUCAAACAAGGAAGCACAGCUUCAAAAUGUAAUAAUAUAUCACACACUGAGUGCGUUCUUUGUAUCGCUGUUCAUUGCGUUGAUUGUGGAGUUUAAAGAGGGAAUACAAACAUAUCAAAGGUCUAACCUUGAAACCAUGUUUUCAACAAUACCGGUAUCAUGGCGUGAUGGCUAUUCUCCAAAUGUGACCUUGACACAACUGAAUAACGACCUAGUCUUACUGCACAUACCAGCCAUAGUCAUCUUCACCGUUCUCAUGGUGAUUGGUGUUGUUGGCAACGCUGCAGUGCUGAUUGUCUAUAUUCCAUCUGCUUCGUCAUUACAAAAGGUGUACAUUCUAUGGCUGGCAGUCAUCGACUUAGUAGCGAGUGGCUUAGGAAUACCCAUUCUCUUAGUCAGCAUGUACCGACCAUAUCAGUUCCCGUCCGAGGCUCUUUGUCAAAGCGUUCGCUUUAUGCACGUUUUCCUCGUGUGUACCGCCGUCUUCAUUCUCGUAUUUAUCGCUGUGGAACGACAACGAACGCUUGGAAAACUUGGCCCGAAAACGUCUAUAAAGAGGACGAACGUAAUAUGCUGCAUCGCGUGUUUCGUUGGAGGUGGUAUCGCAGCUCCUGCGGUACUGGUCUACGGUAAUAGAACUGUUCGCACUGGAGUUUUUAACAUGACGGGAACAGAGUGUUUUGUACAGGAUCAUUUAGACGAUGAUCUGUUGGCAAAGCUCUACUUUGUUUUCCAGCUUUUGUUAACGGUGAUUUGUUUAGGGGUUUUGAUUGUUAUGUACGUAAAAAUAGGACGGAGGCUAAAAUGGCACAAGACUUUUAGGAGAGCAUCGAUGCGAUCGUUCACAAGUAACGAAUCGUCUCCUACUUGUUCGCUAAAGAACGGAAGACAAGCUCCAAAGUCUACUACUGAUAGUCGAACAAACGGACGAAAAAGUGUUAAACAGAAAUGUGAUGCAGACAAGAUUUCUGAUGAAAUGACUAAGAUGUUCUUUGCAGUAACCGUGAUAUUUAUUUGUUCUUUUAUCCCACAUCUGACUAUUAUUGUGAUCACGCAAUUUAACAAGAAUUUUACACAGGAUAUGACGUCAGCAUCUAUUGUGUUUUACAACAUAUUCUUUCGUUCCUUCGCCGUCAAUAAUGUGACAAAUCCUAUUGUGUAUUUUAAAUUCAUGGUGAAUUUUAGAAAGUCAUGCCGGAAAUUCCUUUGCCAUUGCUGCAAGGUGAAAGAAAUAUAUUCUGUUCAGUAAAAUCGAUACAUCAUUGUUUCAAUGACAAUAUUGGGGUAAUACAUUCAUUAAUGAACUUGCUGUUUUACUUGCAUAUAUGUAUUGUCCCAGAAAGUCUUGCUUUUUUGCCAUCCACAAUUUGAUCUCAAAAUCAUUUUAACAAGGCAUCUAAAUGUAACUAACAAUCGAUAUUAACAAUAGUCGCCAAUUGGCUUGGUUUUUUCAUUUAGUCACUUGAACUAUGCGACCAUUAUACUUGUUUUCAAAAUGUAUAUUGAUAGUAUUGGUUAAACGAGUGUUUAGUUGACAACUGGAGAAUGACCAAUUGUUGUUAUGUAUAACUUUUUAUUUUUCGUUUAUGUACAAAUUCAACUGUAUUUUUUACUCUUAAAUGUAGUUUUUUGAUAUAAAGCAAAUCUAAAAUGAUUUUACAUACGGUUUUUAGAAUAAUUAAUGAAUUGUGUAUUAUGAUGUGUUUUUUUCACUAGCUGGCAAGAAGGUAAUCAAUGCUUUAAGGGGUUAAAAUGAGGGUCAUUUAUGGCUUAAUGUGAUAUAUGUAGAUAGUUAACUGGACACUAGUUAUAGUUAUGCGCCAAAAUUACAAUUAUAUUGAGUUGUGUUUCUUGCAAUGGUUUUAAAAUAUAAAGACGAUAAUAAUCAU
Messenger RNA from Mya arenaria, 1929 nucleotides. RefSeq lists its product as uncharacterized. The record is from RefSeq and is a predicted model, not a curated record. NCBI's taxonomy places the organism in Eukaryota, Metazoa, Mollusca, Bivalvia, Myida, Myidae. Gene Ontology annotation, molecular function: G protein-coupled peptide receptor activity. The transcript is spliced from 3 exons. Bases 177 to 1289 code for a protein of 370 amino acids. Gene Ontology annotation, biological process: neuropeptide signaling pathway. Gene Ontology annotation, cellular component: membrane.